AUGGACUUUAUCGAAUACCAUGUCGAGAAUGCCAGACAGUUUUGGGCCGAACUUGAAGAUAUCCUUCAUAUCCCCUCGACUGCCUCGCUCAAUCGCAUCGACUCUGCGUUGCGCACAUUUAUCACCUUUUGUUCCAGCUACCAUGAAAAAUACCUCUCAACAAACGAACAGCUGGACCAUGCAAUCUCGCUCCUCCUCGACUCGGACAUAUUCGCCUUUCACUCGGAUCGGUCCACUGAACAUCUAACCUCGGCCGCACAAAAGGAGACAAAUCCUCAUGCACUCCUCGUUCUUUAUUCCAUAUUCCUCCACUAUGGGCGAAGAAAUCCCGCAUUUUUCGGAGCCAGUGCUUCCAUCCCUUCGCAGGCCGGUUCGACAACCCGAGUAGGCGUCGGCCUCGAUGCGUUGACGCCCAUGGUUCCUCAGGGCAAGCGCUCGGCGGGACAUAAACGGUGGCAGGGCCUUGUUCCCUUGCUCAUGGAUCAUGUGAGGUGGACCGUUGAUGAUGAUGGCUAUGGUUCUGCGCUUGGUGUUCCCAUCGAAGCGAGAUUACGGCUCGUCUGUGUUCGCUUGUUGUACGAGGUUUGUCGUGUCCAGAAGCUAGAUAUCAAUGAUCUCAAGGUAUUCGACGAUAGCUUUAUCGAACAUUUGUUCGAAACCAUCGAGGACACAUCCGUAUCCAGCGACGAAACCCUCAACUAUUACCUCAUCAAACUCAUUGUCGCACUGAACGAACAAUUCAUGGUCGCUUCCUUGGUCCCUCACAAAUCCUCCAAAGCCUCAUCCGAGUCUGGCAAAUCCCCACAAUCCGCGACGUUUGCACAAGCGCAUCAGAAGGUGCCUUCGGUGGACCGUCAGCCCAAUCGGGUCUUGGAGAUUUUAAUGCGACGAUUGUAUUCCAGUCAGACAUUCGGCGCAAACAUCAUCUUCAUGUUGAAUCGUGCCGAGAAUACACCCGAAGAUCUCUGCAUGCAGCUCUUGCUCCUCAAAAUGCUGUAUCUUCUCUUUACAACUCCCGGAACACAUGAAUACUUUUACACCAACGACUUGCGAGUCUUGGUCGACGUCUUUAUCCGAGAGUUGGGGAACUUGCCGGAAGAAAGCGAGUCUCUCCGGCACACAUAUCUCCGCGUCCUACACCCACUCGUAACCAACACCCAACUGAAAACCACCCCAUACAAACGCGCCGAACUUCGACAAACUCUCCUCUCUCUCAUCUCUCAUGCACACAUCCGAGACGUCAAUGCCACAACACGGCGACUCGUCGAGCGAUGCCUUGGGGCCGAAUGGUGUCGCGCCCUUGGGCCCAUCGACCUUCCUCCUCCCCCCACACGAAAAGCAGCUCUGGAUGUCCCGGGUCGAAAGGGAUCCCUGGACGCCUAUGCGAACAGCGGCAAGAGUCUAUCCGCCAAAACAUCCACCAUCGACCUGCUAGGCGCACAACUGGAACCCGUAUACAGAAGCGCAAGUGCCGAGCCCGUACUGCGCAGCCUAGACAGACUAAAGAUUGGCGAAAAACAACAGCACGCAAACGGGAGCACGACUAGCCUAACAGAUGUAGCCGUGGCAGAUGCGCCUCCUCCUUUACCGGGGGUGCGAUCGGGCGUGACCGAGGGGAAGAAUGGGAGAAUCGCGCCUGCGCCUCCGGCUCGACGGGUCCCCCCGCUCAAACAGUUCACCGACCCUCCGUCCUCGCCGACUCCGCCUUUAUCACCUUCCAAAUCGAGCACGUACAGCUCGGCGAGCGAGCCUGCUUCGUAUCGUCAUCAUGGCGCCGAGCAGAUGCAUGUCAUUGGGCACAGUCGGGACGGGGGCGCUGUGGGAUCGGGAAUAGGCACGAACGGAUCUUCAGGGUCGGGGAUCACCGGGUCUUUGGGAGUCGCAGUGUCCGUGGUAGGAGCGGGAACGGGGGCGGGGACAGGAGAAAGGAGAAAGCCUCCUGCUCCACCCACACGGCGAAAGCCCCCUGCUGUGCCCGUUCGUGUGCAAAAAGUCGAGGUUGGACCUGGGGGAUCGACGAUCACUACCAUUGCGAGUUCGGGCAAGGCCUAA
Messenger RNA from Rhizoctonia solani, 2052 nucleotides. RefSeq lists its product as uncharacterized. Gene Ontology annotation, biological process: endocytosis; actin cortical patch localization; actin cortical patch assembly. The record is from RefSeq and is a predicted model, not a curated record. The transcript is spliced from 6 exons. Lineage: Eukaryota; Fungi; Basidiomycota; Agaricomycetes; Cantharellales; Ceratobasidiaceae. Gene Ontology annotation, cellular component: actin cortical patch. Bases 1 to 2052 code for a protein of 683 amino acids. Gene Ontology annotation, molecular function: Arp2/3 complex binding.